This is a messenger RNA of Ostrinia nubilalis (European corn borer), 1405 nucleotides long. Its product is annotated as aquaporin-like. Lineage: Eukaryota; Metazoa; Arthropoda; Insecta; Lepidoptera; Crambidae. The record is from RefSeq and is a predicted model, not a curated record. Gene Ontology annotation, biological process: transmembrane transport. Bases 187 to 942 code for a protein of 251 amino acids. Gene Ontology annotation, molecular function: channel activity. The transcript has a single exon. Gene Ontology annotation, cellular component: plasma membrane.
AUAAAUACUUUCAUGAAGUGCUCGCUCCGAGGCAGACGUGCGGGCCUCGCCAAUAAAUAAAAUAACAUCUGACCUGUUGUGUACCCGGAACUGUUAGACAAUGGCCGCAUAAGUGUGUGAAAAAACAAUUCAUUGGUGUUAAGCGGCUAGGUGAAUUCAAGAGGUGCUCUAGUGAUAUUUUCAAAAAUGACGAUAACCCCUACCCCAGUCAUCUUUGGUGAAAAGAGCAGCAAACCAGCCCUUCACUGGGUUUCUUCAGAAUGGAGAGGAAUUCUUGCCGAAUUCGUAGCGACGGCGUUGCUUUUGACAUUUGGCUGCAUGGCCUGCAUACCUAUGGACGAUAUUCCGGCCAGUGACUCGAUAUUUGGGCCUCUCGGAUUUGGAUUUACGGUCAUGUUUAAUAUUCAAAUAUUUGGACACAUAUCCGGUGCAUUUAUGAAUCCCUUCGUAACAAUAGCAGCUGUGAUAUGGGGAAAAAUAUCAAUUGCAACGGGAGUUGCGUAUAUUCUAGCGGAAUGUGCAGGAGCUACAUUGGGCUACGGCCUUUUGACAACUUUGGCACAUAUUGAUAUAGCAGCAGAAGCUGUUUGUGUGACGUUACCUCGUUCUGGUAUAAAUGAAUUUCAAGCUUUGGGUGUGGAAAUGGUGUUAUCAGCAGCACUCUCGCUCAUAAACUGUGGUGUGUGGGAUCCUGUGAACGCGCAUAACUCUGAUUCAGUGCCGUUGAAGUUUGCGUUUACUAUUGUUGGAUUGUCGUACGCUGGAGCACACUUGACCGGCGCUAGCAUGAAUCCCGCGAGGUCGCUGGGCCCGGCAAUUUGGGCCAACCGAUGGGACAUCCACUGGGUGUACUGGGUCGGCCCACUGGUCGGCGGCGUUUUGCCAGCAAUCUUCUACAAAUACGUUUGGCUGCGGAAACCAGAUCCUAAGUUACAAGACUGAUCUCAGGUCAAUGUUAACUAGUGUUGGAGUGAAACGGAAUAAAUUUAAGCAUCAAAAUACUAUUGCGACUGCUCUGAUGAAAUAGUCACUGAUCUGUUCUUUGUUUUAAUAACAUACACAAACUAUUUAUCAUAGAUGUUGUUGUAAUUUAAGGUUUUUAUUUGGUAAUACUCAAGAAUUAGUAUUUAAUCGCAAUAUAGGUAAGGGCUUACUGUCAAGGCAUAGAUAAUGAUAACGCUAUGAUAAUAAUGUAAUUCGAAGCAAUGUCAAAAAUAAAGAGGAGGAUAAGCAGAUUAUCAAGUUAUCAGCACCGUGACUAUUCAAUUAGGCGCCUUUGUUUCAAUUACUACUUUCAAUAGCUUUAAUCAAACGAUUUUAUGAACUGAUAGUAACGCAAUUAAUUUGUAAUGAGUGUAGGCUUGAAAGGUGUGAAAUACAGAAAUAAAUUUGUAAAAAUAUGAAA